UCGGUUUUUUAAACAGCUGGCAAGUAGUGCCAAGCCCGGUCGAGUUCGCAACAGCGAAGGCAGUGGUAGGAUUAACGCGGCUGUGGACUUCGGCCGACCCGCCAUCGCGCCACACCGUCACAGUCCGACCGGAAUGGCAUACAUACGCGCGAGACCGCUCUUCGUUCUAACUCUGUUACAACUAUGCCGAGCUGAAAUAUCCGACUCAUUGUCAGAAUCAUGGUAUUCGGCGAACGUUAUCAAUGAUGGCUUCCAACCAAAACCGAUAUCGGAAAUAUUCUCAACAGACACGCCGUUUCCAACAAAUCCAGUCAAACCGAUAUCCGAUAUAUUCUCGAGUGAGUCGCCGUUUUCAACAGCAAAUCCAAUAAUUGUUUUGCCGACAUCCACCCCCUACCCACCGGUCGAGGCGUCAACCUUACCGCCUACAAGAAAAAUAUCGACUACAAGUACUUCUGCGGAUUAUACUCAGACGUCGACGCUUGCUCCAACUUUCCAAACAGAGCCACCGUCAUCAUUCCCAACAACAUUACCUCCGUCAUCGUUAGCAAGUACAUUCUCGACGUAUCAAAGUACGCCCUCUACAUUCCAGACUUCACCAGUCACGUUUUCAACUACUCCGUCGACAACGCUUUCGUCCUCUCCACCGCCCCCGAUAGCAUCACAACCAUAUAGCAUUGAACCAGAAAUACAACAAACCACUUUAUCAGUGCCACAACCGCCUCGCGGUGCUCCCCAAACGCAGUCGCAGCAAAUACGACUGGAACUGGUACCGCAACAAUUUAUCCCAGAUUUCAAUAGACCUAUUGGUAUACAAGCGUCUAUACCGCAACAAAAUUCAGAAACAUCGACUGGAGGGCCACUGUCGAAUUAUUUCUUAAUCUACCAACAAGCUCCACAAAACAUUCAAGGCCUCCCGGGACCUGUGCAAGGAGAGGCGCAGUUAACAACUAGAGUCCAAGAUACAACUACACGUACGCCCUCUACAGUGAUUAUUUCACCAGCUGCAACUCAAACAACUCGUGCUGCGCCCUCUACGUCAACGACUCCGGUGCCGUCAACAGUGCGCAUAGUGUCUACACAAACACCUCGAACGACGCAGACUGUUAGAAAUACUAAUUGUCAAAAUGCGCCGAACACGCCAAUUUUGUCCGGUCCCCCGUACCCGUUGAGAAUCCGUGUGAUGGCGCCCAGCGGUUCUAUCACAAACGUGCACUUGAACCCGGCCAGUAGAACAACGACCACAAGGAGGCCGACAACGACGCGAACGCGUAAGAUCAAACCAAGAAAGAAUACGUACGACGCUUGUAUAGACGGUUGCAAGAGAGGAAGGGACCCAAUUUGUGCAGCACCGCUUUCGAGUACAUUCCUAAACCCGGAUACCCUGAAGGGAUUCCCGUCGAUCUGUCAUAUGGCAUGCCACAACUCCUACAGAAAAGAUUCGUAUGAAAAGGUCCUGGAUGGACGUUGCGGUAGGUUGCGCACGCGCAUCAAGACAGUGGACUCCAACAAACUGAAACGGGAUGAACUAAACAAGGCACAGUACUUCGUCGACAACGGUGGCACUAUUGUCGAAUUAUCAGCUUUACCUAACUGAACUUAGAGGGUAUAAAGAGGUGAUAAUUUAAUAUUUCUCAAGUACGGUUAGCAAAUGAAGUAUACAGGGUUGUCAGAUUUUUUAAAAGGUUAUGAUAGUUUAAAAAAAUAUGUAUUUGAAUGGCAAUUUAAAAUAGGUUUUGAGUAACUUGAUGUAUUUUUACCUUCCGAUACACAUUUCAUUUUGACGAUACUGUAUCUCCCUGUUUUGCUAACUGUACUUUUCUUAGCGAUUGUCCAAUACGUUUAGAUUAUAGAUGGUUCAUUUUAAGCGUAUUUAUAAUUACGAUAAAUGGCUAUAGAAGCCAACGAACAAUAAUAAUGCAAAUAUACUUCGAAUGUAUCGGAAGUUUUUGCUAUGAUUAUGACAAUUAACUUUUCUAUGUGAACACGCAUAGUUUAAAACAGAUGUUUUUGUGAACUGAUCAAUCGAUGCCUAUCAUCUGUGGUGAAAGAAUUGUCGUAGUAAAGUAUUUUAUUACAACAUAACGUUUAAGAGCUAAUCGAUUAGAUG
Messenger RNA from Trichoplusia ni (cabbage looper), 2110 nucleotides. RefSeq names its product mucin-2-like. The record is from RefSeq and is a predicted model, not a curated record. The coding region runs from base 134 to 1597 and encodes 487 amino acids. The transcript is spliced from 3 exons. NCBI's taxonomy places the organism in Eukaryota, Metazoa, Arthropoda, Insecta, Lepidoptera, Noctuidae.